CCCAAACCCAAUUUCCUCCCCGUCACGAGCAAGGCGCGAGCCCGGCCGCGAGCGUCGAGCAAGCAGCGCUCCACCAUCGUCUCCCCUCCGCCCGCCGUUGUCUCGAUCCCCUCUGCUCGUCGCAUGCCGCUGUACCAAACAAACCACCAUCUGUCACCGUCUCUUCUCCUCCCCGCUUCACCAAUCAAUCCAAACCCUAGAGCAAUACCCCUUGCUGGAAUCGCUCGCACCCUAGAGCUCCAGUUCCCACCCCAGCCACGGCGGAUCAGGGGCAGUCUGGUCUGCUGCCGCAGCGAUAUCGUGCGCCCCGGAUUUGAGAGUUCCAAUGCCGAUUUCGUACGUGGUCGUGGUCCCUGGGUGGAUUAUUGGACAGAACCUUUGCGCCAAGGCUUCGGUUUUGCGUGGUUCUUGGAUCCGGUUAGAGUAGGUUGUGGUUUGUGUCGGCCGUCACGCCAUCCGUCCUCAUGGUCGCGCAAACCAGCAGCAGUUGUUGUCAUUUUUCCGCUGAGUGUGAUGCCUCUUCUCACGGCCAAACCAGUCACGAAUGCUAUACAGAUAGAACCAAGGGCAAAUCGGUCUUUCUCCGUACGAACUCACGGCUAAACACUUGAUCUGAGCAGCAGCAGUGACGGAAGUGCUACCGAUCGAAGAAAAACAAGUGGCCAAUGCUUCUAGUCGAAAGCGGGAAGUUUCCAUGCUAUUUUUUGGUUACCGACUUGUUUUCUAUGCUAUAGAUCGAAUUUUCUCAAAAAGAAACCUCUCGUUGUCUCCUCCGCUCCUUGCCUCCUUGCGCCGCCGCCAAGACGAGUGGCGGCUGAACAAGGGAGGGCCGGGCGGCGAUCUCCAUCGCAGCGGAGGGGAGGGGAUCCUGGUGCGUCUUCUUUCUGAUUCAUCUCUCUCUCUCUCUCCCACCCCACCGGGACUGGAAUUUGCGGGAUUGCGUUCGUAAACCCUACUAGCUUCUCUUCUAGAUCUUCUCCUCCUCCUUAAUUUGAUAGCCUUAAACCUCUCUUAAAUAAAUAAUUCAAGUAAUAACAGUUUGUUUGUUCACCCAAAAGUUUGGGGGUUCAACUGAACCCCCAUGUCCCAAGUUGGAUCCGCCCCUGUGUCGAGGUCUUGGUGGUGGUGGGUACCAUUUCAGAAUCAAACCUCAUUUCCCAUGCAUAAAAUAGUAUGUAUAGUGUGUUUACUUAAUUUUAGGAGAGAAAUAGAAUGCUCCAUUCACACAUACUAGCACUCAUUUUGUCAUCAGUAAUGGAGAUGUCAUCACUACUACUCCCCAUGCCAUGCAAAAUAAAUAUCCAUAUUACCGUUUCAUUGCCCACAUUAUGAUCUUUAAUUCGGAAAUAAUAAGGCAUUGCAGCGAGAAAUCCAUGGCAUGGGGAGGUCUCUUCUUGAGCUUCAGCCGUCCCUCACAGGACCAACAGAAGUCAUGCCUUUCAGCUGCUGGUGGUUUCAACUAUGAUGCGCCUCUCCAUGGUGCCUCAAGACCAAAAUCAGUAGCUAAAUUGACUGCGGGAGAUACUGAAGCAAGUGACAAAGCGCUUGUCGAGCGCGGCUUCUUCGUGAACCGUUCACGUGUUCUGGUUGGCUCUGGCACUACCACCUUCAACCAUGCCAAAUCCGCGCUUCUCUCCUGGAAGCAUUUGGCACUAGGCUGGGCAAAUGUGGAACCCGACACACCGGUGAAGGCUGGAACAAGGUUCUGCAUUUGUUACAAGGAGCUGAUCCCUUGGGUCAUGUUGCCCCUCCAGAUUGCCUAUGUGACCGAUGGCAAUGGAGGCAACUCCUCAGGCCAUGGAAAAGGCUGCGUUUUUGCUUAUGGUAGCGGCACUCUACAAGGCCAUCUGCUGGCAGGGGAGGAGAGGUUCUCGGUGCAGCUGGACGAAGACGAUCAGGUGUGGUACGAGGUGAUGUCCUUCUCGAAGCCAGCACACAUCCUGUCCAGCCUCUGCUACCCGUACGUGCAGCUGAGGCAGAAGCAUUUCGCGCAUCAGUCAGGGCAGGCACUGCUCAGGCAUGUUGCCAGCCGCUCCAGGGACACACGGUGAUCGACUUCGUCUGCAGAUUUGAUCUUUUCUUCAGGAGUAGUCUUCGCAUGUUGUGAGUGAGCCUGCUUGUAUGUUCCUGUAUCUAUGUCCGAAUCUGCUCCUGAGAGCAUUAUUAGUUUGUAGUUUGAAUUUUUGAGCUCAGGGUAAUUAUUUAGCAUUUGUGCUUUGUUGUUAAGUUUUAGAUCAAAUUGAGGUGUUAUGGUGAUGUAAAUUCAGAUUUCCAUGGUUUGUUACUAAAUCAAAAGGAAGAAUGAAAGAUAAGCACAAGAGGAACCCCACAGUUCCACGGAACAGGUAGAAGAGACGUCUUGCACCAGGCAAACGCCCCUUGUUUAUAGUGAUGAGAGUAUGGAUUAUCUGUUUGUCCCCUUUACCAUGGUAGUAGAGUACUCAAUGGAUUAGCAACUUUUUCCA
Molecule: messenger RNA, 2465 nt
Organism: Oryza sativa Japonica Group (Japanese rice)
Lineage: Eukaryota; Viridiplantae; Streptophyta; Magnoliopsida; Poales; Poaceae
Source: RefSeq, a predicted model, not a curated record